Pseudogymnoascus verrucosus is the source of this 1071-nucleotide messenger RNA. RefSeq lists its product as uncharacterized. Lineage: Eukaryota; Fungi; Ascomycota; Leotiomycetes; Thelebolales; Thelebolaceae. Gene Ontology annotation, molecular function: oxidoreductase activity, acting on the CH-OH group of donors, NAD or NADP as acceptor. The transcript is spliced from 2 exons. The record is from RefSeq and is a predicted model, not a curated record. Bases 147 to 998 code for a protein of 283 amino acids.
AAUCGAGCUAGCUAGAUUAUGAAAGAAUAUAUUCUAUUAAUGUUUUUUUGUGUAAUAUUGAAGUUGUGAUUUCAUUUUACCAACACUCCCUAUCAAAACGAAUGGAAAGUUAGACACAGUUUCGAAUUUACACACGCGAAGCAAACAUGUCCGAAAUAUCUGCUCAACCCCCUUCGCGCUCACUAAAGGGCAAAGUCGCCAUCGUCACCGGCGCCGGCUGCGCUGGGGAAGGCAUAGGCAAUGGCCGCGCGAUAUCUAUCCUCCUCGCAUCCGACGGUUGCGACGUGCUUUGCCUCGACUUGAAUCUCGACUGGGCCACCAAGACAGCUGAACUUGUUAACGCGCAGGCAGGCAGUGGCCGUGCUAUAGCUGUUCAAGCCGACGUCACCUCUGCGACAGCCUGCGAAGAAGCCGUCGCGACUGCGCUUCGAGAGUUCGGGCGCCUCGACAUAUUGGUUAAUAAUGUUGGAAUCGGCGGCGCAGCAGGGACUGCUGUUAAUGUUGACAUGGCGGAUUGGGCGCGUGGGCUCGAGAUCAAUGUGUCAAGUAUGGUGCAGAUGACCAAGUACGCAGUGCCAGCGAUGGCGAAGAAUACAGGAGAAUUACGCGGUUCCAUUGUGAAUAUGGGCAGUGUCGCAGGCCUGAAGGGUGGAACGCCGCACUUGCUGUAUCCGACAAGUAAAGGCGCGAUUGUCAACAUGACGCGCGCUAUGGCGGCACACCACGCCGCGGAUGGAAUCAGGGUAAACUGUGUUUGCCCAGGGAUGUUAUACACACCAAUGAUGUAUGCUAAUGGCAUGUCGGAGGAGGCACGCGCGGCGAGGAAAGCGAGGAGUUUGUUAGGGACUGAGGGGACGGGUUGGGAUUGUGCCUGCGCAGUUGUGUUUCUAGCAAGUGAUCAUGCGAGGUGGAUGACAGGAGUGAUUUUGCCCGUGGAUGCUGGAACUACGGCCGCGGUCGGUAUUGGAUUGCCUAAAAGUGCAAGUGUAAAUGCAUAAGCAUAAUAUACGUUGAGAUAAUAGAGCACUACUAUACAGAAUAGCUGUGAUAUAUUAAAUAAGCAAACUGGAU